Acaulospora colombiana is the source of this 151-nucleotide messenger RNA. Lineage: Eukaryota; Fungi; Glomeromycota; Glomeromycetes; Diversisporales; Acaulosporaceae. The record is from the annotation of a GenBank genome assembly.
AAGAGAGAAAGAUUUGCUUUUGGCUAGAAUCGUAGAAUUAGAACAAUUCGCAAAAGAAAAUGCAGAGAAUAUAAAGUUAAGAGAUGCUAAUCUCGAUGAUGGGAAUGCUAAACGAGAUGCUGAAAUUAUAGAGCUUAGAAUACAUUAUUGA